This is a messenger RNA of Brachypodium distachyon (stiff brome), 1476 nucleotides long. Its product is annotated as RING-H2 finger protein ATL66. Bases 136 to 687 code for a protein of 183 amino acids. Lineage: Eukaryota; Viridiplantae; Streptophyta; Magnoliopsida; Poales; Poaceae. The record is from RefSeq and is a predicted model, not a curated record. The transcript has a single exon.
UCAGGCUGCUGGCUGUUCCGUGCUCCCCACCUUGAGCGCACACUGGGCCCUCGCCACACGCGCGCGCUCUUCUGAUUUCGUCUCGCCGCGGCAAAGAAAAGAAAGAGACGAGGAGAGAAAAGGAUCAGGAACGUAAUGGCUGCGCAGGAGGCGUCGCAGGCGCUGCGGUGGCGGUACGGCGGCGACGUGGACGAAGGGAACUUGGGCGUGCGCGGCCGGGAAGUGCCCCUGCUCGUGGCGCUCCUGGCCAUCCUCGUGUGCUUCGUGGGCGUCUGCUUCUACCUCCGCUGGGUGUGCCACCGCUACAACGAGAACGGCUCCACGACGCUGCUGCCAUCCUUCUCCUCGUCCUCCGCAGCUGCUACGGCGCCGGUGGAUGCCGGCCUCGACGCUGCCGCGAUAGCCGCCUUGCCCGUGACGCUGUACCAGCUGCGGCGGCGAGGCCGGCCGGCAGCGGCAGCUGGUGACCGCGAGCUGGACGACGCGGCGGCGCAGUGCUCGAUAUGCCUGGGCGAGUUCGCGGAGCAAGGGGAGAAGGUCAAGGCGCUGCCGCGGUGCGGGCACUGCUUCCACCCGGAGUGCGUCGACGCGUGGCUGCGGUCGCGGCCCAGCUGCCCGCUUUGCCGGGCAUCGCUUCUCCCCGACGCCACCAAAGCUGCAGGCGGCGCCGGAAGCGAAGCCGUCUGAUAUAUAUCCAUCCUAUAGUGUGAGUUUUUGUUUUUUCGAGAGCUCCUACAGGCUACAGUGUGAGUGUGUGACUGACAUUGGAGCCCCCGCCCCAGAACCGGUUCUCUGGGCCGGCGGCCGAGGCCCACAUUCCAUUGGACCGGCGGGUGCAUGCGCUGGCCAUGGGGGCUACCAAUAGAUUUCCCUUGAGUUAACUUCCAGUACAUCGAUCGUUUAGUUCGUUUUGACACCGUGGAGCGUUUGAUAUGCCGCCCACAGCAAUAAUAGAAGAGUAGCUUGCGUCUCUUGCUGGCCGUUUGCAGGGCAGCGGGCGAUGACGUUCCUCAGAACUGAUGCCAUUUAUGGAGCGUUGCACUUGCACCUCAGCAACGGGGGCACUUUUAGCUUUCAGUUGAAGGGGACUAGGGGAGGCAGUUGGCAAGUUGGGCUUGCACGAAACGGAAAGCCUGCUUGCUGCGGUCGUCGCUGAUGCGAGUACUUGCCAGUUUAUUCUACAUACGGAGUAUCUUUUUUCUUUAAUCGAAGUUUAUUGCCCUGAAAUUUGUAGAUGGCCAUUGAUUUUGAGUACGCAAUGACAACGAAUUUGAGCUGGGCGAGAGUUCUGGUUUUUCUCUGUAGAAAUAGCUGGGCAAGAGCUGGAUUGAUGCUCAGUUUUGGGCUGUAACUGUUUGUAGGGUCCAGAAGGAAAAAUAAAGGAUAUGGGCUAAGACAUGGUUAUGUGGCCAGCUAAUCCGAAGCCCACGAGAAAUAACCUGGUCAAAUAGCCACUGCAUGUUCUGCUUUUUGUAA